AAAAAGAAAAUUUUAUUUUAAUAUCUAUAAGAUGGACAAAGGAAGAAAUAAAAAUAAGUCUGUAGACUGCUAUCUUUUUCCAAAGAUUUCCAAAUUGCCAACGUGCUAGUCAUGCUACAAGAGUUUAAUUUAAUGCAACGCUAAAUGCAAAAAGUCACAGCAAAUAAAGUGUGAGAGAAUUUUAAGAAUCAAGUAGCAUCACAAUUGCUUAUUGUUAAAAAAGAUGUGGAAAAUAAUUUUUAUUGUGAAUAUAUAUUUCGUUGAAUGCUCUCUUCACAUGUAUUGAUUAUUGCAACAUGCUAAUUACGUGACACUACGUGACACGUGACGUAGAGAUAUUUUUGUAUGUCGUGCAUGAAUUCAACUUUCUUAGUAAUGUGGUGAUUCUUAUUAUCUCACUUUAACGAAUAGUCACAUGUUACGCGAUAAAUAAUGAAAACGAUUUCUUCUUAUCGCGCAAGAAAAGAGUGAUCUUUAACGUUUCUCAAGUAGAAAACCUUAGACCUAGGUGUUAUCAGAUAGCACAUAUCGAUCAGUGCAGGCUCGGCAAGAUCGCAAGUUUUUUUCUACGUUAAGGAUAUUUGCGACGUGUUUCGUUCUAGACGUUUCAAUCGUGUUCGCAUUUUAUUUUUCUCCGGUGUGACAUCUGUCUGCCGCACGGUGUCGCGGAUAUGAAAGCACGCAAAGUAAAAGCGUGGUUGGUUUGUUGCCAAAAGUCGCAAACCGUCGAUUCUGAUACGAGCGAUCGAGAAACCGAGGAGCCCAAAGCGAAUCAACCGGAAAGGCUAAUAGGCAACAAGGUAGAUAAUAAAGCGGAGAAUAAGGCGGAGAGCGAUGUGGAAAAUAAAGUAAAGCACCAGGUAGACGAGAUAGAGAGUAAAGUGGAAAUUAAAACGAAGGACGAUAUUGAGAAUAAAGUGGAGAUUCAGAUACACAGCAAAAUAGAAAAUAAAACGAGAAUCGAUACAGAGGGCGAUGUUGAGAGUAGUAAAGUGGAAAACAAAGUGGAGAACCAGGUAGACAGCGAGAUAGAAAGUAAAGCGAGGAAUAAGCUAGGGGAUGUGAAUAAAGUGGAAAAUCAGAUAGAUAAGACGGAGAAUGAACUGGAGAUCAAAACAGAAGACAAUGUCGAGAACAAAGUGGAAGAUCAGAUAGACGAAGUAGAGAAUGAAGCAGCGAGCAAAACGGAGAGUGAUGUCGAGAAUAAAGUGGAGAAUCAGAUGGACAAAAUAGAGGAUAAAGUCGUAAGCAAAACGGAGGGUGUUGUCGAUAUUAAAAUGGAAAAUAAAGUGGAGAAUAACAUGGAGAAUCCGAUAGACAAGACGGAGAAUAAAUUAGAGAUCAAAACAGAGGACGACAUUAAGAAUAAGGUGGAGAACAAAAUUAAGGCCAAAGCAGAAGGUAGUAUCGAGAAUGAAGUGAAAAACAAAGUGGAGAAUAAAAUGGAGGACCAGAUAGACAAAGCGGAAAAUAAAUUGGAGACCAAAAUAGAAAGCGAUGUCGAGAUUACAGUGGAGAAUAAAAUAGAGAAGCAGAUAGAAAAAGUAGAGACUAAAGCAGAAAGCAAAGCAGAGGGUAGUGUCGAGAAUGUAAUGGAGGAUCAGAUAGACGAGACGGAGAAUAAAUUGGAGAUCAGAACAGAGGACGAUAUCGAAAAUAAGAUGGAGAACGAAAUAGAGGACCCGGUAAAGAAAGUAGAGACCAAAGCAGAAAGCAAAGCAGAGGAUAGUGUCGAGAAUGAAGUAGAAAACAAAGCGGAGAAUAAAAUGGAGGAUCAAAUAGACAAGACGGAGGAUAAAUUGGAGAUCAAAACAGAGGGCGAUAUCGAGAAUGAGGUGGAGAACAAAAUAGAGAACCAAGUAGAGACAGUAGAGACCAAAGCAGGAAGUAAAACGGAAGAUGAUGUCGAGAAUGAAGUGGAAAACGAAGUCGAGACCCAAGUAGACAAGAUGGAGAAUAAACUGCAGGCUCAAACGGAGAAUGAUGUCGAGAAUAAAAUGGAGGACAAAACAGAGGACCAGGUGAAGGUGGAAGAUAAAGCGGAGAGCAAAACAGAGAAUGAAAUAAAGAGCAAAGUGGAAACAGGAAGCAACGUCGACAAUGAGGUGGAGAAACAACGGAAGCAAGAAAAUAUUCUUCCCGUACCACAUACAUCGGAUCACGGUUACAUGUACGAUCUCUUGGUCAUCGGCGGAGGAUCCGGUGGCCUGGCAGCAGCUAAGGAAGCUGUGGGUCUAGGCGCAAAAGUCGCAGUUUUGGACUAUGUGACUCCGUCUCCUCUUGGUACCACUUGGGGUUUGGGUGGUACCUGCGUCAACGUGGGAUGUAUACCAAAAAAGCUCAUGCAUCAAGCCGCAUUGCUCGGUGAAAGUCUUCAUGAUGCUGCGGCAUUUGGUUGGCAGUUGGAUCCAAAGUCUAUAAAAAACGACUGGGAAACCAUGAAAAACGUUGUACAAAAUCAUGUUAAAUCUGUGAACUGGGUCACUCGUGUUGAACUUAGGACAAAGAAAGUUGAAUAUUUCAAUGCACUUGGAUAUUUCAAGGAUGCACACACCGUAGCUGGAGUUUCCAAGAAAGGGGACGAAAAGAUCCUUACGGCUAAAAAUAUAAUAAUUGCGGUUGGUGGUAGACCUAGAUAUCCCGAUAUUCCAGGCGCUUUAGAAUAUGGUAUAAGUAGCGACGAUAUCUUCAGUUUGGAGCGCGCUCCAGGAAAAACCCUUGUUGUCGGGGCUGGAUAUAUUGGUCUGGAGUGUGCCGGUUUUCUUAACGGUUUAGGCUAUGAUACAACUCUAAUAGUUCGAACGAUCGUAUUGCGUGGAUUUGAUCGGCAAAUGGCACAACACAUUACUGAAGAAAUGCAGCAACGUGGCGUGAAUUUUAUUUAUGAGGCAAAACUUAAGAAAGUUUCAAAGCGAGAAGAUGGCCGUCUUUUGACUGACUGGGUCGACAAGGAUGGCAAUGUUCAUCAAGAUGUGUACGAUACUGUUUUAUUUGCUAUCGGCCGAAGAUCGCUCACUCAAGAAUUGAAACCGGAGAAUGCUGGAUUGAAGCUCGUUCCAGAAACUGGCAAAAUCGACGCAGUUAACGAACAAACAAACGUUCCAAAUAUUUACGCAGUUGGCGAUGUACUACAUAAAAAACCUGAAUUAACACCUGUUGCUAUACACGCGGGUAAAUUGCUGGCUAAAAGAUUGUUUGGUAAUUCGACCGACAAAAUGGAUUACACGAACGUAGCAACGACAGUGUUUACUCCUUUGGAAUACGGAUGUGUCGGACUGAGCGAAGAAGCGGCAGUCGAGCUCCACGGGGAAGAUCAGAUAGAGAUUUUCCACGCAUACUACAAACCAACGGAAUUCUUUGUACCUCAGAAGAACGUUGAUCGUUGUUACGUGAAGGUUGUCGCUCUUAGACAUCAUGAUGAAAAGGUACUCGGAAUGCAUUUUAUCGGACCCAACGCGGGCGAAGUGAUACAAGGAUUUGCGGCUGCUAUUAAAUGUGGUUUAACAAUUCCGUUAUUGAAAUCUACCGUUGGAAUUCAUCCGACGGUAGCGGAGGAGUUUACACGCAUAUUCAUUACCAAACGAUCGGGCAUGGAUCCCAAACCGCAAAGCUGCUGCAGUUAGAUCGAUUUGCGCAUCAUCGUACUUCUCUCGAUUACAUUCACAGAUUUAGACCGAUUAUUCAAUAGGAGACAAUACGGUUUACGUACUCUUGUAGCCAGAGGUCAGUCGAUUAUUUUUCGACUGAAACAGUUUUUCUAUUGUUACGAGAGCGCUGGAAUACCGCAGUAUUACUUAAAAUAAACAGCGAAAGAAUAGCACCCAGAAAGAAAACAAAUAAUCCGUUACUAAUAGUACUUUUUUUACAUAUAUUAUUUCUUCAACAACAUGCGCAUUGCAUCAUUGAUGCAAAAAAUUGUUGUGAUACUUAUUUGAUAAUAAUAUCAACAAAUCAUUAUUAAUAAAAUGUUGGAAUCACGAGUAACAUCAUUUUAAAACAAUUCUUUUUAUGAACAAAAAUAGAUCUCACCAAUUUCCAUAGUAAAUUGCUUAUUUAAACUGCAUUAUUUGCCUUAGCGUCUUCGAAUAUUAGCUAAAAUAUUAAGCAAAUAAAUAGAGUUAGUAAUGUUUUUAAUGACUUUGUAUAUCGUUUUUAACGAUUUAUGAUUGCCACGGCUUCAUCACAACAAAAUAUUCACCAGAUUGAUACUGCAUUUCUGCAACAAACUAUAUUUUUAUAAAUAAUUACAUUAUAAAUUUAUACUAUAAUAUUAUGUUACAAAUAUUGAAUAAAUGCUGUAUAUGUA
This is a messenger RNA of Solenopsis invicta (red fire ant), 4306 nucleotides long. RefSeq names its product thioredoxin reductase 1, mitochondrial (gene Trxr1). Bases 672 to 3623 code for a protein of 983 amino acids. NCBI's taxonomy places the organism in Eukaryota, Metazoa, Arthropoda, Insecta, Hymenoptera, Formicidae. Gene Ontology annotation, biological process: cellular response to oxidative stress; glutathione metabolic process; cell redox homeostasis. Gene Ontology annotation, cellular component: mitochondrion; cytosol. The record is from RefSeq and is a predicted model, not a curated record. The transcript is spliced from 8 exons. Gene Ontology annotation, molecular function: glutathione-disulfide reductase (NADPH) activity; thioredoxin-disulfide reductase (NADPH) activity; flavin adenine dinucleotide binding.